Molecule: messenger RNA, 1758 nt
Organism: Auanema sp. JU1783
Lineage: Eukaryota; Metazoa; Nematoda; Chromadorea; Rhabditida; Rhabditidae
Source: the annotation of a GenBank genome assembly
AUGUUAGCAACUAGAUUUCUUAGUACUUCAAACGCUCUUAGAAAUAUUUUCAUCAAAGCCAAUCCUACGAAUAUCAUACGUACAAGAAAAGCUCUAGUAAUUACAACAUUUGGCUCAGCAACGUAUGCCCUACUCAAUACAAAACGGUUUCAUUGCCAGAAUGAUAACCCUUGGCUCCUUGUUCCUUCCGUUCCAACAAUCUCACAUCCUAAGAGUGUAGUAGAACUACUUGCUGUUGCUCCCAUCCAAACAUUUCAUUUUAUUAUUCGUGCCAUUCGAAUCGCAUUGCGAUGUUUUUCUUUCUUUGUGUUAUACACUCCAUUACUUGUUAGUUACCCUUUUGCCGUCUAUGUGCCUGGAUUUGAUAAACUAUGGUGGUCAUUUCUACUUUUUGUUCUCCAAACUAGUGGACCCACUUUCCUGAAGCUUGGUCAAUGGGCAAGUACUCGUAGAGAUAUAUUCAGUAAAGAAUUCUGUGAUCGACUUUCUGUGUUACACACAAAGUCCAAGAAGAAGCGUUACUUCAAAGAGCGCAAGGAUGUUUUUGAUAGCUUGUUCGGGAAAGGAUUUUAUGCUAAACAUAGCAAAGAUGUGAUAAAACAUGUUGAACCUUAUUCAGUUGGAUCGGGCUGCAUAGCUCAAGUUUACAAAGCUUCUAUAGAUCUAGAAGAGUUGGCUAAAUGUACGGGUAAAUCAUUUCCUGAGCUUAAGGAUAAGAAGAUUAUUGACAUAGCUAUAAAAGUUGCUGAUGAAAACACUGGCUCUCUGAUUGAAUUGGAUUUAUCAAUAUUGAAAUUUCUCGCCAAAACCUGCCAAAUUUUGAUGCCUUCGUUAGAAUACAUUGAUCCUGUUGGAGCUCUUCAACAGUUCGAAACGGUGCUGAGAAAACAAGUUGAUCUUAGGAAUGAAGCACGAGCUUUGAUAAAAUUCGCGUCGAAUUUCGACCACAGUAAAACGGGCAUUCGUUUCCCUGUUGUGAUUGCCUACAAUAGUAACUUAUUAGCUGAAACGUUCGAGAAUGGAAUGUAUAUAAAUCGUUUAGUUUCCGAAGAGAACGAUUCGGAGCUACAAUCAAAGCAAUCUCCAGCAGUUCGCAGACGAAUAGCCCAACUAGGUGCCCGAGCUCUGCUGAAAAUGAUUUUUGUUGAUAACUUUGUUCAUGGGGAUUUACAUCCAGGAAAUAUACUUAUUCGGUUUAACGAUAAUGAAGAACAUCUACCAGGAGUUCAUAGAGCUCCUCCAUCGGAUAGUAUCUUCAAGCAAGGCUCAGACUUCAUCAGAAACUUACUUGAUUGGCGAGCGAAGCCAAAAGUUAAGUUCACAGAUUCACCUUAUGUGCAGGAUGAGCCUACUUUGGUCUUGUUGGACACAGGUAUCGCUAUUUCUGAGACAGAAGAGAAGCUACAGAACUUGAAAACCCUUUUCCGAGCUAUUGUAGAGAAAAAGGGGUAUGAAGCGGGGCAUAUGCUUUUGACCAGAUCUCACAAACAAAACUGUACUGAUCCCGAUAAGUUCUGUAAACAAGUUGAAGCUCUGGUUGACCGAGCCAUGAGUGAGCGUUCUCUUCGCACGUUGAAUAUUUCUGCUGUUCUGUCGGAAAUGUUCUCAAUAGUAGCGGAACAUAAAGUAGCUUUAGAUGCAUCAUUUACCACUGUUAUACUCUCUGUGAUGGUUUUGGAAGGGUUUGGUCGGUCUCUGGACCCUGACUUGGAUUUGUUCCAAUGUGCUAGACCAUAUUUGCUCAAUGUUAUUUUCUAG